This is a messenger RNA of Pungitius pungitius (ninespine stickleback), 1822 nucleotides long. It is a transcript of the gene tmem255a, whose product is annotated as transmembrane protein 255A. The record is from RefSeq and is a predicted model, not a curated record. The transcript is spliced from 10 exons. NCBI's taxonomy places the organism in Eukaryota, Metazoa, Chordata, Actinopteri, Perciformes, Gasterosteidae. The coding region runs from base 471 to 1511 and encodes 346 amino acids.
UGUCGCUACAUGCCCACGUGACAUCGGUACCACCUGCCGCUUUCGUCGCUUCUGUCGACCGAGAAUAUAUUAGAGAAGAUAAUUAAUUACUCUGUCGGUUAAACAUUCCGUUCCUUCCUUUCAUGCAACGUUAAUGUAAUAGACCGCGGUAUACGCGCACGCACGCACACGCGCGCACGCACAAACAGGCAGGCAGCAGCAGCAGCAGCGACCCGCCGUCUCACACCGACACGCUGCGUGGACCGAGACCGACCGACGUGCCACAGCCGCGGGGAUGUAGGGCGAGCACGUGAUGGGCGAGCACGGAGGACUGCUGUCAGAGAAUGCCACAGCCAGCCGAGACAACCGUUUGCUCCCGGUGGUUCGAUGCCAGCUUUAAAAUAUAGAUCGAGCAACGACUGACGUCGAGUCGUGAUUCUUCUUUUUUUCGGGGGGGUCCAGCGGACUGCGGUAAACGUCCUGCCGCCGGUAUGCCUCCUGCUCAGAGCCUUCAAUCCAGCAGACUGACCCUGUCCGAAACAAGCAUGGGUUCCUUUAAGAGGAGGAAGAGGAAAUCCAUCACGGUGACGGUGUUGCUGCUCAUCGUCUCCGUGCUGAUCCUCAUCUUCGGCCUGGCGGCGACCACCAGGACGCAGAACAUCACAGUGGGCGGGUACUACCCGGGAGUCAUUCUGGGCUUUGGCUCCUUUCUGGGAAUUAUUGGGUCUCACUUGAUAGAGAACAAGAGGCAGAUGUUAGUGGCAUCUAUUGUCUUCAUCAGUUUCGGAGUGGUGGCCGCCUUCUGCUGCGCUAUCGUGGAUGGAGUGUUUGCCGCGAGGCACAUUGACCUCAGGCCUCUGUAUGCCGGCCGCUGUGAGUAUCACUCCAGUGACACUUCACCUGAACGCGAUGUGCCGUGUCAGGGGUCAUCACGGUCGUCCUGUAACCUGCACGUGAAGGGCAACACCUGUUACUGCUGCGACCUCUACAACUGUGGGAAAGAACAUCCUCUUAUGGGACUACAGAAUAAAGAUGUUUUGAAAAAGUUUAGAAAAUCAUCCAUGCUUUGGAAGUCCAGCCGCAUGGAGAUGAUCGGAGGCUACCACGAGUAUACGGAUGUGAAGAGCUGCCAGGACGUGGUGCACCUUUAUCACCUGCUGUGGUCCGCUACGAUCCUCAACAUCAUUGCCCUCUUUCUGGGCAUCAUCACUGCAGCGGUGCUGGGAGGCUUCAAAGACAUGAUUCCCUCCGCUGCCUCAGAGACUACAUCUGAACCGGAGGCCAUCGCGGCGCCCGUCCCCCCGCGGCCUCCUGCGGCCGCCACCGCCAUCAACUCCUAUUACAACGCUGCCCCUUGCCUGCCGCCCUACACGGCUUACGACCUGCAGGGCUCCUGCCUGUUCCCCGACUCCUCGGGCCUUUCCGAUGACUCCCAGUCCGGAGCCAGCCACCUGUGGCCCACCAUGAUCCCUCCACGCUACUCUCCUCCUCACAACCACCCCGAGGAGAAGCCUCCGCCCUACAGCCCGUAGGGCGGAGGCUUCGGGCCGAGGAGGGCACCCCCGGGGGUGGGGGGGGGGGGAGGGAAAGCCCUCCAGGUGCUUUUCAGAUGCCGAUCGAGCGGGUUUGAAUGUUCAAUCCCUCUGAACUCUCGAGAACCGCGUUGAAGGAAAAAAAAAAAAGAGGGUGGUGAGGAAGAGGAGGGCGAUCACGGAGCACGCUCACUUUGAGUCCAAGCCCACGCGCUGAACGAGUGACUCCCCACCACUCACACUCAUGCCGCCACUGUGUGUGUGUGUGUGUGUGUGUGUGUGUGUGUGUGUGUGUGUGUGUGUGUGUGUGU